Messenger RNA from Selaginella moellendorffii, 1293 nucleotides. RefSeq names its product pentatricopeptide repeat-containing protein At4g02750. The coding region runs from base 1 to 1293 and encodes 430 amino acids. NCBI's taxonomy places the organism in Eukaryota, Viridiplantae, Streptophyta, Lycopodiopsida, Selaginellales, Selaginellaceae. Gene Ontology annotation, biological process: RNA modification. Gene Ontology annotation, molecular function: protein binding; zinc ion binding; RNA binding. The transcript has a single exon. The record is from RefSeq and is a predicted model, not a curated record.
AUGCCAAAGAAAGAUGGCGCUUCGUGGACGUGUUUGCUGCAAGCACACUGCCAUGCAGGGACAACCCAUGAUUCGGAGGAGAUCCUGCAGAAGAUGCCGUUCGCAAAGACUAUUGUGCACUGGACGAUGCUGCUGGAUGCCCAUGCAAAGGCCGGGAAUCUCGAUCGAGCGAGGGAAGUUUACGACCAAAUGCCGGAUCCGGAUGCGAUCGCGGCGAACGCCAUGCUCGCCGCGUAUGCACACAGAGGAUACAUGCACGAGGCAAAUGCGCUGUUCGAGCAAGUUGGAGACAAAGUUGACGCCGCGACGAAGAACAUCAUGAUCCUGGCGCAUGGAUCGGCCGGGAACUUGGAGGCAUCCAAGCGACUAUUCGACGAGAUUAUCGAGAGAGACCUCUACUCGUGGUCGUCGCUCAUGCGGGCGUUCUCCUUGAGCAGCAUGAACGAGGACGCGAUUCAUCUCUUUCGUUGCAUGCUCGUCGAGGGCUUUGCUCCAAACGAAGUGGUUCUCCUCGUCUACGCGACCGCUGCGUGUGGGCGUGCGAGCUCGCUGGACGAUUCCCGGAGCUUCUUUGCAAACAUGCUUCCGGACUAUGGAGUGUCUCCCGGCCUAGAUCACUAUGACUGCAUGGUUGGAGCUUUCGGAGCCGCGAAGAAGAUGGAAGAAGCAAGAGAGCUCAUUGAUAGCAUGCCUUUCGAAGCUGAUGCUCGAGUGUGGAUGACUCUACUCGCUUGCUGCCGGAGGCACUUGGACGCGGAGAAUGGCAAGCUUUGCGCGGAGAGAUUGUUUGUCUUGGAUCCAGAGAACGUUUCACCGUACAAGAUCCUUGCGGAGAUCUACAGCCAAACCGGGAGAGAGAAAGACAUUCCUGGAUUGAAGAAGAUGGUGAGAGACAAAGGUCUCCACAAGCUCGAGGCUGAGAGCCUGAUCCAGAUCGAUGGCAUCACGCACAAGUUUCGAGUGGGAGACACUGCUCAUCCGAGCAUCAAGAAAGUUCGCAAGGAAGUCGCGAGGUUGGCGAAGCUGAUGGAGAAAGAUCAUGGGUAUAAACACGAGAACUUGGGAUGGAGUGAGUGUGGCGGUGGUGUUCACAGCGAGAAGCUUGCGAUCGCGUACGCGCUGUGCGAGAAGAGCCGUGAGAUCUCGCUCGUGAAUAACUUGAGGAUGUGCGGUGACUGCCAUACUUCUGCGAAGAUGAUUUCCAGCGUGGUGAAGAGGAAGAUCACGGUACGUGACACGCAGAGGCUGCAUGGUUUUGAGAAUGGUGUUUGCUCUUGCGCGGAUACCUGGUAA